Echinostoma caproni is the source of this 2457-nucleotide messenger RNA. NCBI's taxonomy places the organism in Eukaryota, Metazoa, Platyhelminthes, Trematoda, Plagiorchiida, Echinostomatidae. The record is from the annotation of a GenBank genome assembly.
AUACACACCACCACCUCCGGUACUGGGAUAAUCGAUAUCAUGUGGCCCAGCCCCGUAUGGACCAAUUCGAUCGUUGCUGGCUUUGUGAAUUUCUUGUAUCUAUCCAUACUGAUCCACACUCCCCCGGUUGUCAUCAGUACACGAUAUAGACCCAAUCCGUCAUCCAUGCACGCGGAUCUCACACGUCCGGUUCGUUUCACCGUGUCCAUAUCCGAGUCCGACAUCGCUGAUCAGACUGUGGCCAAUCUGACUGCACUGCUCUGGGCGAGCACAGAGAUUCCCACCCGGAUGAGCACAGAGCUUCACACGCAACGUGUUCGACCCAAAUACGAGCUGUUGGAUGUGAGCGCAAAUCUGUUAGCCAACUUACCCCCACAGCGUCAUGUUAAUUUUGUCCAGCUGGUCCAGUUGGACUCCCAGACCGGUGUAGUCAGAUUCACUGUCCCCCUGGACCGAGAACGACUCUGUCCGGAUGCAAUGGGCACAGAGCAGAAGUGCACAAUCAGUUUGUUGAUAGCGAUUCAUCUCAGUCCGACAAAUGAUAGUCAGUUGAGCGCACAAACCAUCUAUGCCGAUUUGACCGUGCUGGUCAUCGAUGUGAACGACAACGCGCCCUAUUUCACCGUAAUCAAUUCGGCAGAUAGUGCCCCCCUGGCAGUUCUCACCGUGGAUGAAGAAUGUCCGAUUGGUACAAUGAUACAGUUGCCACAAGCCACCGACCCGGAUGCCUUAGAACACGGUGUUCAACGCUACGAGUUUCAUCCGACCACCACACCAGCACGUGUUCGCGAAUAUUUUGAUAUUGUCCAAUUUCGACAUCAACCCGGUUUGCGAUGUGAGGAUGUGACCCCGGUCCAAUUGGAACUGGUAAAUGGUCGGGGUCCAGCGGAUAGUCGUCCCAUGGUAGCGUGUUUGCGAACUAUCAAACGAUUGGAUCGGGAAACUGUGGGCGAUCAGUUCCACUUUCGCCUAGUCGCAUUUGACUCGGACGAGAAACGAGGAGAGAUCGCAGUUCAACUGUUGGUACGUGAUGUGAAUGAUCAUGCCCCGGAAUGGGCCAGCAAAUUGGAACGAUUUGACAGUACCGGUCGUUCCCUGUGGGUAAGUGCAAGUCCUACGGAUCCGCCACAACCGAGUGAGACCAGGCAAACGCACUACGCAUUCUCUGUGCCCGAGUGUACCACGCAACAUAAACUAGUCCGACUGGAAGCCCGGGAUCAGGAUGACGCACAACAGAAUGCGGGGAAGAUCACGUUUCGCUUGAGUGAACACAGUCCGGACAGUCAGACGAACACAUUGCGCAGACGCAUUUUCAUUUCAAACAAUCAUUUGUAUCUGACCGAUCGUGGUCUCCGGGGUCUGGUUCAACCGAAUCUGACAGUUGUUGUCAUUGCGAGUGAUGGAGCUGGCAAAAGCACCGAGGCUUGGUUUCAUUUGCGAAUCGAAGACUGCAAUGAUCAUCGACCAAUGAUAUUGAUACAAAACACGGAUUAUAUCUCUAUCCCGGAAGAGUCGACAGGUCAAUCCCAUCUGAUCUCACUUAUCACAGUGCGUGACUUUGAUUUGGUCACAUCUCCCAAUUCGAAGUUCACUUGUUUUCUCAACGAUACUACUUAUUUGGAGUUGAAGGAAGUUGUGACCGGGCCGACAGCAGACGAUUCAACUCCAUCCGAGGCUACCCACUUGCGGGAUGAUGAAUCCGCUGGUGACGAAUCGGUCGAUUUGACUGCACGUCGAGGUCGAUGGUCUGUUUACCGAUUAGGUUCGAGACCAGAGAUAGCGUUUGAUCGGGAAGCUGGCGCCGUCUAUACAGUUCUAUUGGAAUGUGUCGACAAGGGCAUACCCGCGCUAACUGCAACCCGGUUGAUCACCAUUCAUGUGGAAGAUAUCAACGACAAUGCUCCUCAGUUUAUCACCCGUUGUUCACCCUACUUACAAAAUUUAGGCACCGUAGAGAGGCAACAGCAACAACUGGACCGCGAUUGUCCCGCCCAGUUUGAAUUCACUGUCUACGAAGAUGCUGAACGUGGUGUUCUGAUUGGUUCGGUUCGAGCAAUGGAUUUGGACAGUGGUGAAAAUGCCCGACUAGUUUACAGUCUGCAUCCGCUGCACCCUUCCUCAAAUCCAACCAAUUCAAAUGAAUCGGAGUCAUUUCGGCCGGAAUCUCUGUUCGCAGUCUCUCCGAUGGGUGAACUUCAUUUGAUCGGUGAAUUGGAUCGUGAAAGCCAGAACCGAUACGAAUUCCUCGUCCAGGCAACGGAUCACGGAAAAACGCGUCAGUUGAGCAGCACAGCCACCGUGACAAUUCUGGUCGGGGAUGUGAAUGACUGUGCACCGAUCUUUCAAGGAGAAUAUGUCUUUGAGCACCCCAGUUCAUAUUUCGGUUUAUUAGCCCGAUUGCGUGUACGCACAUCCGCGCACCCGAAUUCCGGGGGCAAAAGAGAUGGUGAAUUCUAA